Molecule: messenger RNA, 2234 nt
Organism: Camelina sativa (false flax)
Lineage: Eukaryota; Viridiplantae; Streptophyta; Magnoliopsida; Brassicales; Brassicaceae
Biological process (GO): mRNA processing
Cellular component (GO): nucleus
Molecular function (GO): RNA binding
Source: RefSeq, a predicted model, not a curated record
AAAACUAAUAGAGAGAGUUAGCGACCACCUCACAAGCUUCGUCUUCUUCGUUCAGAGAGCUUUUUGCCCUAGAUAGCGAGCGGGAGAUUCCAGAUUGAGAGCAGCUUCGAGUUUCCCUCACCUCGCCGUUUCUCUUUGCGUCUUCAAGUUUCGUUACCAGAGGAGGUAAGGUUUUGGGCAUUGUGGGUGAGAGUGAUCUGGUGUUGAAGUUAUUUGACUAGUUCUAGGAUGGACUUUGAUGAGUAUGAGUACCUAGAGAAGACUGUUGAGAAUCCCCUCCUGGAGAAUGAAGUUGGGAAUGGUAGUGAUGAGAAAGCCAAAUCUGAGGUGAAAGAGCGGAGUAGAAGCUCAAGGCACAGGAGUGAUGAGAAGAGGGAUGAGGAUGAGGAUGGUCGGCGUUCUAAGCGGUCGAGAUCUCGCCACCGUUCACGUUCUAGAGACAGAGAGAGGGAUAGGCAUAGAAGUAGCAGGGAGCACAGGGACAAGGAUAGGGAUAGAGAUCACGAAAAGAGUAGAGAAAAAGAAGAAAGAAACGGGAAAGAGAGAGAGAGGGACAAAGACAGGGAUCGUGACAGUAAAGGGCGUGACCAUGAGAAAGAUAGGGAGAGAGAUCGUUCACGGCGGAGUAGAAGUCGAUCUGAGAGACGUCGGAGUCAGGAAAGAGAGAAGAGCCAGGAAGUAGAACCUAAGGAGAGAGAGACCAAGGACCGGGAUAGAGAUCGCAGACGCAAAAAGGAGGAUAAGGUAGAGCCUGAGGCUGAUCCUGAAAGAGACCAGAGAACAGUUUUUGCCUAUCAGAUUGCUUUGAGGGCAACUGAAAGGGAUGUUUAUGAGUUCUUUUCCAGAGCUGGAAAGGUACGGGAUGUACGGAUAAUUAUGGAUCGAAUUUCCAGGCGUUCGAGGGGAAUCGGGUAUGUGGAAUUUUAUGAUACAAUGUCUGUCCCUAUGGCUAUUGCUCUAUCUGGACAACCUCUCCUUGGUCAGCCUGUUAUGGUAAAACCUUCUGAAGCUGAGAAGAAUCUUGUUCAGUCAACAACUGCUGCUGCUGGAGCAGGGGGGAUGUUGGGCCCCUACUCUGGGGGAGCUAGACGUCUUUAUGUUGGUAACCUCCACAUUAACAUGUCAGAAGAUGAUCUGCGAAAGGUUUUUGAACCAUUUGGGAGUGUGGAGCUGGUGCAAGUACCUCGUGAUGAAACUGGCCUCUGCAAAGGAUUUGGUUUUGUUCAGUUCGCUCGCCUGGAGGAUGCUAGAAACGCACUGAAUCUAAAUGGGCAGUUGGAGAUUGUAGGUCGUGCAAUCAAGGUGUCAGCUGUAACUGAUCAAACUGAAGUUCCAGAUGCUGGACAGACGCAAGCCACUGGUGAUUUGGAUGAUGACGAUGGAGGAGGCCUGUCUCUGAAUGCACAAUCGCGGGCGCUUCUCAUGCAAAAGCUCGAUCGUAGUGGAACUGCAUCAAGCACUGGCCUUACUACAGCUGCAUCUAUUCACAGUGGAGUUUCUACAAUCUCUCCACUGGCAACUGCUGCCCUUGGACAAGGGUCUUUUCCUGCUGUUGCUGGACUAGUAGGGGCCGGCAUUAUUCCCGGUGUAAAUAUACCAGCUGUGGUCGACCCACUUGGUGUCCCCAGCGAAUGUCUGCUACUUAAAAACAUGUUUGAUCCAUCCACAGAGACUGAACCUCAUUUUGACGAGGAUAUCAAAGAAGAUGUUAAAGACGAAUGCUCCAAAUUCGGAGAACUGAAUCAUAUCUAUGUUGACAAGUACAGCAUUGGUUUUGUCUACCUGAGAUUUGAGAAUGUGGAAGCGGCCAUGGGUGCACAACGUGCUCUCCAUGGGAGAUGGUUUGCCGGAAAGAUGAUUACUGCCACUUACAUGACUACAGAGGCUUACGAGGCUAAAUUCCCCGAGAGUAAGGUCGAUUAAAUGGUGCCGAGACAAAGUUUUUAAUAUGGUUUAAAGCAUAAAUGAAGAUAACAAUCUGCGGUGGUGAAGUUUGCUGUCCUUCAGGGUUAUUACAAAUCCAAUCUUGUGUCCAAUUUAUGUUUAUGUCUUUUUACCCGCUUCUUGUAUUUUUAAGUCUCGGACUCUCGGUACUAUUUAUUAUGUGUGAUGGUAACUGAUAACUUUUUAAAAGUUUAAAUUCAGUAUUUGUAUUAUGCGAACAUGUUUUUAGAUUUCAUUAGAAUGUUUCGACUUUCUAUUUGGCUUAGCAAUCAAAAAGCAAGUUGCCCAUC